AUGUUCAAGCUUGAUGGUCCAGCAAAACCUGGAGCCAAAGUCGGAAUUAUAUCCACCAAAAACAUUGGAUCAGCAUCUGAUUUAUCAACUUUAAGAAAAUUUUUGGUUGGUGAUGUAGUUGCUUUCACAGAAGCAAGAGUUACAAAUGGUAAAAAUGAAUCAUUGUCCACUUUAAAAAAAUUAUCAAAUCUUGAUAUUGCAGGUGAUAAUAGAGCUUUAUUAAUCAUUAAUGACUCCACAAAUGUUAAACCAAUAAUAGAUUUCAAUAUUUAUGAAUCUAAAAUUUUGAAAUCAAGACAUGGUCCAAUAGAUUCAUUUCUUCAAAAAACUGGAAGUGAUAAAGUAGCAGCCAACACUAAUCAAAAACCAAUUGGUAAUACAUUCACUGAACCACAACAAUUAUUAGAAAUACCACCACAAUUAUCAGAAGUAUCACAACAAUUAUUAGAACCACAAGCAAAAGAAGUAAAUCCUCAACAACAAUUAUCAAAUAUAAAAAGUAGAACUCCAUUAAGAUCAAUAAAUGUAAACACAAAAGGUAAUCGAGUUACCAAGCGUAAUGUAAAAAAGGUCCAAAAAGGCCCACUUGACUAUUACUUCCAAAAUGUCAAUAGCAAAAAUCAAUUGAAAAAUUUUAAUAGUAACAUCUCAGUUAAGACUCCUCAACAACAACCAUCAAAUUUGGAACAUCAACAACAACAAUUAAAUUUAGAACAUCAACAACAACAAAUAAAUUUAGAACAUCAACAACAACAAAUAAAUUUAGAACAUCAACAACAACAAAUAAAUUUAGUACAUCAACAACAACCCUUAAAUUUAGAACCUCAACAACAACAAUUAAAUUUAGAACAUCAACAACAAUUAUCAAGUUAUUCUGAACAUCAACAACAACCAUCUUUAUAUGCAGCCCCAUUAGAACAACCAAAAAUUUCAUUGGGCGUUAUUGAUUCCUCCUUAGUUUUAUCUUCUGCAUAUCCUACUGUUCCAUUAAUUAGCAAUGAUCCAACAGUAAAUUCAGCAUCAACCUUACCCAUCUUAAAACUAAGACCUAAAAGGAUUUGGAGAAAAGAAGAAUUAUUAGAAGAAUUUUCCAAAAAAUAUCCUAAUGCAAUAACAGAUGAAGAUUCAUUAAAUGCAGCAUUAUCAAAAUUAUCUCCAGAUGGUAAAAUUGAAUUUCCUGCUACUCAUCCUAAUGUUGAAUUACCAGUUCCUAAUAAAUCAUUAAAAUUUGAUGCUUCUGUCAUUGAAUUUCUUUCUUCAGAUGAAGCUUAUGAAAAAGGAUAUAACAUGAUUGAUGUAACAAGAUUUAUUAGCAGAGUUCUGGUUCAAUUGCUAAAAAUUUAUGAAACGCACAUUUUGUUUAUUGUUGUUUAUGCACCAAAUAAAGAUAAAUACAACAGACAGAGUCAAGAAUUUUUUUCUGAUCUCAAAAAAUACUUACUGUUUUUCAAUUUUGAAAAAAUUCUUUUAGGGGACUUGAACAUUGUUCAAGACCCCAAUCAUUCUCAAUUAUUUAAUUAUGCAAUCACUAAUAAUGAAUCAGAAUCUAUUACUACUGUCAAACGUAUACAUGAAGAGAACAAUUUAUGUAACACAAUCAAAUCCAUCUGUUCAGAAGCAUUAGUAUUUAGUAAUCAUCAUAAAUUAAAUUGCAGAUUAAUCGAUGCUUUAGAUAUUUCAACAGAAAGAUUAUCAGGGUUAAUUGAUUUGGAGAUAAAUUUUAAGAUUAAAAAUUCAACACAUGGUAUUAUUACAGCUCAAAUUAAUUUUGGAGAAUAUGAAGUAAGAGAUGAAUUACAAAAAAUUAAAACAUUAAAUGAAGAUAAAGUUAGCAAAUUGAUCAUACCAUAUUCAAAUAACUGUGCUUGUGAGCACUUUUUUGGGAGAGAAAUUGGCUCAAUUUCAGAUGAAAUAAGAGGAUCAGGUUUACCAAUUGCAGAGGAAAUACCUCAAAAUAUUUUGAACAUGGAAAGUGUUCCAUAUCGUUUUGACUUAUGUAAACGUUCAAAUCAAUAUUAUGCAAUAUACAAAGUUGGAAUUUUGAACGGUAUUGCCACCUUAGAUAUUCUUCCUAACGUGGAUUAUGAUGAAUUUAUGGAAAUAAUAAAAAUUGUCGAAAGUAAUGAAUUCAAAGCUUUGACAAUAACAACAAUUAAUGCUGGUUAUAAUAGUGGUAAAGCCGAAUGUUUAAAAUUGUCUCCAAAAUGA
Lodderomyces jiufengensis is the source of this 2208-nucleotide messenger RNA. RefSeq lists its product as uncharacterized. Bases 1 to 2208 code for a protein of 735 amino acids. NCBI's taxonomy places the organism in Eukaryota, Fungi, Ascomycota, Pichiomycetes, Serinales, Debaryomycetaceae. The transcript has a single exon. The record is from RefSeq and is a predicted model, not a curated record.